Molecule: messenger RNA, 1022 nt
Organism: Linum tenue
Lineage: Eukaryota; Viridiplantae; Streptophyta; Magnoliopsida; Malpighiales; Linaceae
Source: the annotation of a GenBank genome assembly
CGUUUUACACCCAUCUCUCUCGUGACUCGGCCUUUUCUCUUUGCUCUCUCUCCGUCGGUUUCCAGCUUCUGCCCCUAACUCAUUUCCUCGCGCCUCCCUCUCUGCGUAUAUUCGGAAUCGGUAAGGGAUUGCGGUUUACGAAACUGGGACUCUGAGUGUGGCAGUUCUUCAGCCGGAAAGGUUGAGGGCCGGAUGGUGGCCAAAGGCGGCGGAAUGAGCGGGCGGCGAUGGAAGGAGGUGGCGGUGCUGGUGCCGACGGUGGUGGAGGAGGAGGAAUGGAGAUGAAGAAGAUAAAGAUUGGAGUCUGCGUGAUGGAAAAGAAGGUGAAAUGCGGAUUCGAGGUGUCUUCUGCUCCAAUGAAACAGAUUCUGGACAGGUUACAAGCGUUUGGCGAAUUUGAGGUUAUACAUUUUGGAGAUAAGGCUAUUCUUGAAGAUCCAAUCGAGAGGUGGCCUGUAUGUGACUGUUUAAUUGCCUUCUACUCCAGUGGUUAUCCCCUUGAAAAGGCAGAGGCAUAUGCUGCCUUAAGAAAGCCUUUCGUAAUAAAUGAAUUGGAGCCGCAACACUUACUUCAUGACCGAAGGAAAGUAUAUGAGCGUCUGGAAAGGUUUGGAAUCCCUGUUCCCAGAUAUGCCUUUGUGAAUAGAGGAUUUCCAUACCAAGAGCUUGAAUACUUUGUUGAGGAAGAAGAUUUUGUUGAGGUUCAUGGUCAACGCUUCUGGAAGCCUUUUGUAGAAAAGCCAGUUCAUGGGGAUGACCAUAGUAUCAUGAUAUAUUAUCCCAGUUCUGCUGGUGGAGGCAUGAAGGAACUUUUCAGGAAGGUCGGAAACCGCUCCAGUGAGUUCCACCCAGACGUAAGAAGAGUAAGGCGUGAAGGAUCAUACAUAUACGAAGAGUUUAUGCCAACUGGUGGAACAGAUGUCAAGGUAUAUACUGUUGGUCCUGAGUAUGCACAUGCUGAAGCGAGGAAGUCUCCAGUAGUUGAUGGUGUUGUAAUGAGAAAUCAUGAUGGCAAGGAGGUA